UAUGAAUCAGCAGUCAUUCGGAAAGAAUCCAUCGUCCAGUUCGGUUGCGUCGCCAGUUUCCAGCUCGUCAUCCGUCGGUCGUGUGCCGCCUUCUAGUUAUAUUUUUUGUGCCUUUUUUAAUUCCGCGUGGGCGUGGGCGUGAGCUGUGUGCUCGUACGAACGUGCAUACUCGACGACAAAUAGUUUGUUUAAUUAGUCGCCAGUGUGUAGUGAGCUCAGCUGGUGCCGGGCAGUGAAAACUCCAUCGAAAAAGAGCGGGCAGCCAGCAUCAAGUGACUCCGGCAGAAGAAGAAGCGCUACAGCAAAGCAACCAAAUCACAGAAUCACAGAAUCACAGAAUCACAGAAUGGCCAGCGAGGACACCAGCUUCAUUCCCGAUCUGCCAACGGGCGGACCUCUCUCGGUCUACCGCAAGCGGGCAAACUUUGACUGGAAGCGACUGCGUCUGAUCUUCGAGAAGGAGCAGGGACUGCGCAUCAAGUACAAGGUGUGGCGCCGCUUGGAGAGCGAUCCCCUCUUCGCCCAUGCCUCCCGCACGCUGCCCAUUGACGAGCAGAAGCGUCUGUGCGCCAUGCAGGUGAACCGCAUGAAGCAGCUGGACCUGGUGCCCAGAGAGAUCGAGAGCCUGAGCUUCUCCGCAAAGACCAAGUACCUGAUGUACAUAAACGAGGCCCUGGCCAGCUACUCCCCCAGCCUCUCCGUGAAGAUCGCCCUUGGUGUGGGCCUGUUCAACAACGCCAUCCGGGCCAUGGGCACAGAGAAGCACACCAAGUACAUUGAGGCUGCCUGGAACCGCGAGGUAAUCACCUGCCUGGCCGUCACAGAGCUCUCGCACGGCAGCAACACGAAGAGCAUCCGCACCACGGCCACAUACGAUCCGAGCUCCGAGGAGUUUGUGAUCAACACGCCGGACUUCGAGGCGGCCAAGUGUUGGGUGGGGAACCUGGGAAAGACUGCCACGGUGGCCAUGACCUUCGCCAACCUGUACACUGCCGAUGGGCAGAACCACGGCCUGCACGGCUUCCUCAUCCCCGUGCGCGAUCCCAAGACACUCCUCUCCUACCCGGGCGUCCUGGUGGGCGACAUCGGCGAGAAGUGCGGCCUGAACGGCAUCGACAACGGCUUCGUGGUGUUCAGCAACUACCGCAUUCCACGCGACAACCUUCUCAACCGCACUGGCGACGUCACGCCCGAGGGCGUCUACGAGAGCGUCUUCGCAGAGCCUUCGCAGAGUCUUGGGGCGGCUCUCGAGAGCUUCUCCGCCGGCCGCAUCGGCAUCAUGCAGGAGUCGGCCAACACCCUUUGCAGUGCCGCUGUGAUCGCCGUCCGCUAUGCUGCGGUCCGCAAGCAGUUCGGCCCGGAGCGUCAGGGCGCAGAGAUGGCCAUUCUGGAGUACCAGCUGCACCAAUACCGCAUAUUCCCGUACCUGGCUGCCGCCUGUGUGCAGAAGAUCGCCGUCGAGGAGCUGACCAUUACAUAUCUGGAGAUCAUAGCCCGCUCCCAGGCGGAUUCCAAUGGCUUCGAUAUACUGACCCAGAAGGCAGCGGAGAUUCAUGCCCUGAUCUCGGCAUCCAAGCCGCGCAUAACUUGGGCAGCCCGGGAUGCAAUUCAGGAGGCGCGCGAGGCGUGCGGCGGGCACGGCUACCUGGCGGCUGCAAAGUUGGGUCAGAUGCGGACCGAUCACGAUCCCCUGUGCACCUACGAGGGCGACAACAACGUGCUGGGCCAGCAGGCAUCCAACUGGCUGCUCCGGCAGUGGACGGCCAAGGAGCUGGAGACCCCCAUUGGCAGCGUACGGUUCCUGGAGCGACGGGAGCAGCUUAUGGGCCUCAGCUACGCUCAACUGGUGGCCCAGAGUCCCCUUUCCAGCUGGGAGUUCUCGCUCAGGUGCUACGAGUGGCUGCUGUGCCACCUGAUGGCCCACACCACGGCCCACAUCGAGGCUGAGCUGGCGGCUGGAGGGAACAAGUUUGACGCCCGGAACAACUCCCAGGUGGCCGGAGCCCGCGAGCUCUCCCUGGCCUAUGCCGAGUACUUCGCCCUGACCCGCUACGCGGAGCACGUGCGUCGGCUGAAGGUGGAUCCUGCGUACUGCAAGGUGUUGCGCCUGCUCUUCGACGUGUACGCCAUGUGGCUGCUGGAGAAGCACAUGACCACCUUCUAUGUGGGCGGAUUUGCCGGAGGAAAGGAUUUUGCCGCGGCCGUGCGCAGGCUCCUGCUGGAUAGCUGCCUGCAGCUGAAGGACGUGGCCGUGAGCGUAGCCGAUGCCAUUGCCCCACCCGACUUUGCCCUCAACUCUGUGAUUGCCCGAGCCGAUGGCCUGCUGUACGAGAAUCUGCAAAACGAAUUUAUGACCAACGAGGGCGCCUUCCAGCGCUCACCUUGGUGGCGCGACGUCAUCAUACCCCAGCCCCAGGAGAAGUCCAAGCUCUGAAGGAUUGAGCUGAUGGAGGUGAAGACAAGUGCCUGCUGGUCUGUUGCUGGGCUCGGUGGUGUUCCCAAUCCCAAUCCCCAUCCUAGAGUAACCCAAGUACAUAGUAGUAGUUAUUGUUAUUGUCAGGUACGAGUAUUGUGGCACUUUGGAUUCGCAUCGACCCUUUCCACCCCGCAUCCCCAUGCCGUACAUUCAAGUAUUUUAAGAUCAAAUCUGUUACUAGCCUACGAUGCAACACGCUAAAUAAACAUUAAAUGAUAAAUGAUU
Messenger RNA from Drosophila obscura, 2701 nucleotides. Its product is annotated as peroxisomal acyl-coenzyme A oxidase 3. The record is from RefSeq and is a predicted model, not a curated record. Lineage: Eukaryota; Metazoa; Arthropoda; Insecta; Diptera; Drosophilidae. Gene Ontology annotation, biological process: lipid homeostasis; fatty acid beta-oxidation using acyl-CoA oxidase. Gene Ontology annotation, cellular component: peroxisome. Gene Ontology annotation, molecular function: fatty acid binding; pristanoyl-CoA oxidase activity; FAD binding. The coding region runs from base 347 to 2434 and encodes 695 amino acids. The transcript has 6 exons.